AUGGACAGUCCGUAUGACAGAGGUGAUCAGUCUGAUGAUGGAGAGGACCAAAGUGAGGUAGGCGAGUCCACUUUUCGUGACCAGCAAGAGGAAGAAGCUGUUUCUGGAGUGUCAGAUUCCGAGUCUGACAGUGACCCGGAAGCAGAUCCAGAUGGAACUGAUUCUGGUUAUGACAACAAUGAUGGUGUUGGAGUUGUUCCGGAGCUGUCCCUCAUGGAUGGCGAGUCAAUCCUGGUCCAACAGCCACUUGAAAUGGAAGGUGAAGGUGACGGAGAUGAGGAUACUGGUAUAAGCACACAGGCUGAUGACGUGUCAGAAUAUGAAGGGGAGGGCACUAGUCGCACAGAACAGCUACAGCAGGCUGACCUUGAAAAGAAAGAACUAGAAAAAAAAGCAAAAAAGAAGAAGAAAAAGAAAAAAAUAUACUACAUCUGCCUUGCCAACUGCAAGUAUGAAGUUGUACGUAAGGUAUCCCGAAAGUUUGGAUUUAAGGAGGUUGGAGAAGAUGAAGACUGGACUCUCUAUUGGACCGAUUAUUCUGUGGCACUGGAACGUGUGAUGGACAUGAAGAAGUACCAGAAAAUUAACCAUUUUCCUGGGAUGAGUGAAAUUUGUCGAAAAGACAUGCUGGCUAGAAACAUGAACAGAAUGCUGAAAUUGUUCCCUAAAGAUUACAAUGUAUUCCCGAAAACCUGGUGUCUUCCUGCUGAUCAUGGAGAUUUCCUGGCCUUCACAAGACAGAAGAAAAACAAGACCUACAUCCUUAAGCCAGAAACAGGUUGUCAGGGGAAAGGAAUCUGGGUCACCAAGAACCCCAAAGAAAUCAAACCACACGAACAUAUGAUAUGUCAGCAGUACAUGUGUAAGCCUUUAUUACUAGACGGAUUUAAAUUUGACUUAAGAAUCUAUUGCCUAGUCACCUCCUGUGAUCCGCUGAGGAUAUUCCUCUUCAAGGACGGCCUGGCUCGAUUUGCAACCAACAAAUAUAGCGAACCAACCAAUAGCAAUAUUGAUAAUGUUUUCAUGCAUUUAACUAAUUAUGCCAUCAACAAACACAGUACAGAUUUCAUCCGAGAUGAUGAGGCGGGAAGUAAAAGACGUAUCAGUACUGUGGACAGAUACAUGCGUCAAAAGGGAUACGACAUUGACAAAAUGUGGAGUGACAUUGAUGACGUCAUUAUAAAGACUCUCAUAUCAGCGCACUCUGUUCUCAAACACAACUACCGCACAUGUUUCCCUAACCAUGUCAAAGGCAGCGCCUGCUUCGAGAUCUUGGGCUUUGAUGUUCUUCUUGACAGGAAGCUUCGACCCUCGAUACUUGAGGUAAAUCAUUCUCCUAGUUUUAACACUGACUCAGAACUAGACCGUGAAAUCAAAGGUGCUUUGGUGUGGGACACACUUAACUUAGUCAAUUUUGGUGCUUGUGAUCGCCGUAAAUGUAUUGAUGAGGAGAAACGGCGGAUAAAAGAAAGGCUUCUCGGGAGAGGUACAAAGAAGGAGACCAAGGAGGAACUAGAGUUGGCUCAGGCUCAAUACUUGGAGACUUUGGAAAGAUACGAGAACGGCCACCUUGGAAAUUUCCGGCGGAUUUAUCCAGCACCUGGUUGGGAGAAAUAUGACAAGUUUUUCCACAGCAGUGGAACUUUGUUCCAAGAAACAGCUGCUUUUAAAGCAAGGACUGAAUUAGCCAGGCAACAACGAGAUGACAUAGCUCGCAAGAAAGAGAAAUUAGAGUCCAUGUUAAAAGGAAAGAAAGGAAACACAACUGGUCUUCGCCCAGAGAGUCCGAAUAGUCGUAGACGACGGACGCUUAGACGGACAACUAUGCCCUCACGACGUCUUCUUAGCUCACGUAACAGUCUUGAGGUGAUGGGCAGCGAAUCAUCACGCCAGGUGUAUGAUGAACCACUUGACACCUCGAAGCCUAUGGAUAUCCUUGAGGAGGAGGAGCUUGAGAGGAUCAGUGGUUUGUUACAGCGUGACAAUUUGGUGCGUGGUCUUGGCAUUGUCGAGCAUGUGUACCGCCUUCUUCAUUGUACACCAGGUACCAUGGGAGUCCUGAAAACAGAUGCUCGUGCUCUCCCUCCUCCUCUGAUCUACAUCCAUAAUCCAUUAGCCACAAGACCAGAUUCACAGGAUAACCAGCGGUGGCUGUGCUCUAGUAGAAACACAGAGUCUUGCCUAAUGGGGCGCCAAGCCCCUGUACGUAUUAAGGACAGACAGUAUUAUAAAAAGCUCCUGGAUAGGUACUUUGGACACAACCAUGCCCUAGCAAAUGAGAUCUCCACAAAGGGAGAUAAACGAGGCAAACAACCUAAGACUGCAAACCAUGCCAACUGCACUUCUAACUAUCAUGGCAGUGUGUUUUGUCAAACCCGUGAAGAUACACGGCAAUUCCCACAAGUUAGACUCUCGUACAGCACGAGCGAUCGCAAGGUGGUCCUUAUGCACCAACCUUUUGUCACCACUGACGAGUGUGAUGGGGAAGAACUAUAUGAGGAUGAGCCAAGCUAUGGCUCCUCAGGCCGAAGUACCACAUGGCAGGGAAAGUCAGGAAGUCUGGGUAGCCUUAACGAGAAGACUGUGCCAUCCUACCAGAGAAGUAAGUUUGUGAGGAAACCGUUAGGAGGAUCCAACAGGUCGGCAGGUGGCACGGCCAUCAUUCCUGAGACAGAGUACCGAAAUAAUAUGACCCAUCUAAUGGAUACGGAGGCUGAGAGAGCCCGCCUGCUGGCUAAGAAUGGUUACACAAUGACAGGAGAGUGGCGUUCCGACACCACAACACCCAGUGCAUCACACAAACGUACCCUAAGUGCACACGGCCAGCGCAAAGAAGCUUUCAGUACUCUCUACUCAAAUCGCACGGUGUGGCAGUAUCACCUAGAAAGUGUCCCACUGGACACGUCAAUCAAGAGCCCUAAAUCCGCUGAGUCAGCAGGAAUCAACCUACCCAGAGUCCCAGCUAAUUGUGGGCCGCAGGGUCUAUCAGUGGUCUCGGCCCCUGCACCUGUAGUCCAGCGCCCAGAACUCGCCUCCCGGUCAGAACUUGAAUCCCCAGGAGCAUUAUCCAUAACUAGAGUGGGAUCCAAUCAGUCGAUGCCAGAGAGCCAAGGCAGUUCAGCCCACUUGCGGUCGACCAAGUCCCAGCGGAUACGUGGUGCCACAAAUAACUUGAGACUUCGGCAACUGGAACUAAGGGAAAACCAUGCUGUUGUGUUUAGCUGAAAUUUCUUAAACCAAAAAUAAGAAGUAUUUCUUGCAUACAAACAGUAUUAAUAAGUAACUCUGUGUUGGUAGUGUGAUGUGGUGAGUUGGUUUAAUUAAGACCAGCAUGAAGAGGAUAUAUGUCACCACAUGGUUUUAUUGGGCAAGAAAACGGAUCCUGUAGAGCCAAACUAUGCCAAAGUACUGCUGCCUUGUGUUUCACAGUCUAUAGUAGC
Messenger RNA from Ylistrum balloti, 3440 nucleotides. Its product is annotated as tubulin polyglutamylase TTLL13-like. NCBI's taxonomy places the organism in Eukaryota, Metazoa, Mollusca, Bivalvia, Pectinida, Pectinidae. Gene Ontology annotation, cellular component: cilium. Gene Ontology annotation, biological process: protein polyglutamylation; microtubule cytoskeleton organization. The record is from RefSeq and is a predicted model, not a curated record. The transcript has 20 exons. Bases 1 to 3225 code for a protein of 1074 amino acids. Gene Ontology annotation, molecular function: tubulin binding; tubulin-glutamic acid ligase activity.